Gossypium arboreum is the source of this 1671-nucleotide messenger RNA. RefSeq lists its product as uncharacterized. The record is from RefSeq and is a predicted model, not a curated record. Lineage: Eukaryota; Viridiplantae; Streptophyta; Magnoliopsida; Malvales; Malvaceae. Bases 54 to 731 code for a protein of 225 amino acids. The transcript is spliced from 6 exons.
GGUUUCAAGUUUCCCGAGAAUUCCAAGUAGAAAAUUCAUAUUUUUCCCGGAAAAUGAUUGGCAAAAGGAGACCAUUAAAAGGUGUACGAUUCUCUUCGAGGGGUUCUUCGACAGGUUCGAACACCUUAGGAAGUGCUGCUACCGAUAGUCAAAGCACGGGAGAUGAAACUCCAACUCAGUCAGUUGAAGAAGUACCUGCAAGUCCGACUGAGGCUACUAAGGGUACUAAGAGAAAGCAAGGGCCUACAAACAUGAAAGAUAUAUGGAAUCUUCAACCUGAAACUCGUAUAGUAGUAGAAGCCAACCAAUAUGGCCAGCCUAUUGGGAAGGAAGCGUCCAAAUUGGCUGAAUUUCUCGGUACAAUUGCAAGGACUGGUUCUAUCUGUCCUUUGAAUACAAAACAAUUGAAACAUCUUUCUAAAUAUGUGUUGGAAAACAUAUUAAGAAUCGUUCAUGAAAAGUUUGAUCUCCAAGGUAAGGUGAAGGACUUUGACAUCCUUUCACAUGUUGGAAAACUCCAGAAGGAGUUUAAAUCGACUUUGAAAACUAGAUACUAUAAAGAGAUGGUCCAAGAAGGUCGAUCGAUUGAAGAAAUAUAUGAAAACAAUCCUUCUAGUGCGCAUGAUGAUCGAUGGAAGUGGCUAGUAGAGCGAUGUGGAACACCACAAGUUGUGGUUUGCACUUUUAUUAGAUUAAUUGUCUCAUUUUUCCUACUUCCACUUACAGUAUGAUCAAAGUAGAGGAUGUAUAAAUGCGUGAUUUGUUGAAUGAGGCAUAAUAAACUUAGCUUUCAUAUUACUCUCAUAUUUUUUCUCAUUAAUUUAAACAAUAGGCACAUUCAGAAAAGACGAAAGAAUCUCGAACAAAGGUGCGUUAUGCACAUACUGCUGGUUGUACAGGAUAUGCGACCCUCAAUGCACAGUUUUCUGAGAAGGAAGGCUGUGAACCUUCACGUUUGGAGCAGUUUAGAUUUCAAUAUUUGCGCAAAGAUGGGAGUGGCAAAUUGAGCAGUGAGGCAGUAGAACAAGUUUAUGAUGAAGCAUGCAAGAUGGUUGAAGACUCUAUGCCAAUACCUGAGAGUUCUUCCGCACCUCAAGAUAAUAUUGCAUUAGAAAACGAGGUCUAUACACAAGUGUUUGGCCCUGACAAGGAUGGAAAAAUGUUGGGAUAUGGACGUGGGAUGACCAAAUCUAGGUUGUUUGGCUAUGGGUCAGUUACCCAAGAAAGCCAAACUACAUCGGCCAUCACUACAUUGAUUGAAGAGAUGAGCGCAAAACAUGUCCAGCAAAUACAAACAAUUCAAGCCGAACAAGCAGUUCGAGAGAAAACUCUACUCGAGGAAGCAAAAUCUCGAUUUCGUAUGGAGGCUACAGAGCGAGAAGCUCAUUUGAUAGCUGAGGCAGAAGAAAGAUUUAUGAAAUUAACUGAAAUUCGAGAGGCAAAGUUCAUGAAAAUGAUGGAUGCUCGUGAGAAAAAGUAUAAGGCUCUCAUCGAUGAGUGUAUGGCAAAGGGAAUGUCAAGUAAGUCCAAGACUUUUCAUAAUAAGCAUAGUAAGGUGACUAUUUUAUAACUAGAUUGUCAAUAAGUUUGUUAAUGUUUUAAUAGAUAUUGCUUGUUGUAAUUGAAUGCUAUGUUCUUAUUUGAUGUCUUCAUUGCUUGCUCAACUAAUAA